CUGAUGCGCACACGGUACAGUAGAGUAAUAUACCGUGGUCUGCCCCCGGGUCGUACUGCAGGCUGCGGGAUCUCCGUCCGCACAGCCCGUGGGAAAGAACAUCGCGGCGUCGCGUGCGGGGAAAGAAUGUUACUUUACACCAAUUUGAAAUGCUGCGCGUGUCUAACUGAUGAUCCUUUCUCUGUCUCUUCUUAAUGCCGUGCACCAUCUCAGCCUUUUCGCAUUACCCCGAUGUUCACGCUGCUGGUGGAAUUCAUCAUCAUCAUCAUCAUCAUCACCACCACCUCCCAGCCUCAUCGCCUAGGCUGCUCGGCUGCACGGCGAACGGUUCCGCAUCUCCGCUCCAGCAUCAGCACCGCGGGACAGCAGCGGCGCAGCGCUCCGCACCCGCUCCGCCGGGGCCACGCGACGCGGCUCGUGCACUGCUAUGGGAGUGCUGCCAUAACGCCCCGCACACCUUCCUCCGCUGCAGAUAUUGCCCACCUACUGAGCAGAGAGCUUCGCUCGGUGCCCUCUUGAAGAACUCUCAGUAUUGCCCAGUGAUUCCCGCAUUGGCUGGUGGCCCUUGGCAAAAUGGACAAUGCCCACAGGGAGAGGACGUCACUAGUCAAGGGGGCCAAGGACAUCGCCAAGGAGGCCAAACGGCAUGCAGUGAAGAAGGUCAAUAAGGUAGUGGACCGCGCCGCAGAUGAGUAUACCCAGCGCUCCUAUAGCCGCUUUCAGGAUGAGGAGGAGGACGAUGAUGACUAUGUCUACAGGCAGGACGGUGGUUACACAGAGGCCGUCAAUGAUGAAGAAGGCUCCAGUGAUGUCACUGAGGGCCAUGACGAGGAUGAUGAGAUCUACGAAGGAGAGUACCAGGGCAUCCCAGCGUUGGGCCAGGUUGGAGAGAAUCAGAUGGCGAUGGGUCGACCAGUAUCGGAUGCGUUGAAGGACCGGCAGGAGCUGGAGUCGGAACGCAGGGCGGAUGAGGAGGAGCUGGCGCAGCAGUACGAGCUCAUCAUCCAGGAGUGUGGCCAUGGGCGCUUCCAGUGGCAGCUCUUCUUUGUCCUGGGCCUGGCGCUCAUGUCAGAUGGUGUGGAGGUCUUUGUGGUGGGCUUUGUGCUCCCCAGCGCUGAGACAGACAUGUGCGUCCCCAAUUCACGGUCGGGCUGGUUGGGCAGCAUUGUCUAUCUGGGGAUGAUGCUGGGAGCCUUCUUCUGGGGGGGAAUGUCGGACAAGGUGGGCCGUCGGCAGUGUCUCCUGAUCAGUCUGUCCAUCAAUGGCUUCUUUGCCUUCCUGUCCUCCUUUGUGCAGGGCUACGGCUUCUUCCUCCUCUGCCGACUCAUCGCAGGGUUUGGGAUCGGUGGAGCUGUGCCAAUUGUCUUCUCCUUCUUUGCGGAGGUGCUGGCACGGGAGAAGCGGGGCGAACACCUGAGCUGGCUGUGCAUGUUCUGGAUGAUUGGGGGCAUUUAUGCUUCAGCCAUGGCCUGGGCCAUUAUUCCACACUAUGGGUGGAGCUUCAGCAUGGGCUCCGCCUACCAGUUCCACAGCUGGAGGGUGUUCGUGGUGGUCUGUGCCUUGCCCUGUGUCUGCGCAGUCGUGGCCCUCACCUUUAUGCCGGAGAGCCCCAGGUUCUACCUUGAGGUGGGGAAGCACGACGAGGCCUGGAUGAUCCUCAAGCAGAUCCACGACACCAACAUGCGGGCACGUGGGCAGCCGGAGAAAGUCUUCACUGUGAACAGGAUCAAGAUCCCGAAGCAGAUCGACGAACUGGUGGAAAUGCAGUCGGAGUCGGCGAACCCUGCCUCCAAGGCCCUUUUCAGAGUGAAGGCCGAGCUGCACGGGAUCUGGCUAACUUUCAUGAGGUGCUUCAAUUACCCGGUGAAGGACAACACUGUGAAGCUGGCUGUUGUGUGGUUCACGCUGUCAUUUGGGUUCUAUGGCUUAUCUGUGUGGUUCCCAGACGUCAUCAAGCACCUGCAGGCUGACGAAUAUGCCUCCAGAGUCAAGACUCACAACAAUGAGCACAUUGAGGACUUCACCUUCAAUUUCACCCUGGAGAACCAGAUCCACACCAAUGGGAUGUUCAUCAAUGACAGAUUUAUAAGCAUGAAGUUCAAGUCCGUCACGUUUAUUGACUCCACGUUUAGAAACUGCUACUUUGAUGACGUUACUUCCGUGGGGUCCUACUUCAAGAACUGUACUUUCAUUGAAGCCUUUUUCUACAACACUGAUAUCGAUGACACCAAGCUGAUUAACACAGAAAUAAUAAACAGCACUUUCCAUCACAACAAGACGGGCUGUCAGAUGACAUUUGAUGAUGACUACAGUGCCUACUGGGUCUACUUUGUCAACUUCCUGGGCACGUUGGCUGUUCUACCUGGGAAUAUUGUGUCUGCGCUACUAAUGGACAAAAUAGGCCGCUUGACCAUGUUAGGGGGGUCCAUGGUACUGUCUGGUAUCAGCUGCUUCUUCCUCUGGUUUGGCACGAGCGAGUCCAUGAUGAUCGGCAUGCUGUGCCUCUACAAUGGCCUUAGCAUCUCUGCCUGGAACUCCCUGGAUGUGGUCACUGUGGAGCUGUAUCCCACAGACAGGAGGGGGACGGGGUUUGGAUUCUGCAACGCACUGUGUAAGCUAGCCGCAGUACUGGGAAACAUGAUUUUCGGGUCUCUGGUGGGCAUCACGAAGGCCAUCCCCAUCCUGCUGGCCUCCACCGUGCUGGUGUGCGGGGGGCUGGUGGGUCUGCGGCUCCCAGACACCAGGUCCAACGUCCUCAUGUAAACCAUCACCUCUCGGCAGCCCAAGCCCUUUUCAGGAGUGGAAGGGGGACGGGUCACCAAUAUGAUCACAGCAUGGCGAUAUCCAUGUUAUUUGAUAUGAGUUCAUUUAUUCUUCUCUUUACUAAUUUAUUUUGAUGUCAUGGCCAAACAUCUGAGGCAGAGUUUAGCAGGGAGCACAUCUUGAUUGGGGUGCGAGUCCACAGUUGUCAUGUGGACUUUACUGUCCACUGUGUCUAGGCUCUGUGCCCCGCAAACUAGUGGCACAAGAGAAGAUCGAAUCUAGUAGCUUUUUAGUUCCUAAAAUUGCUGAUGAGGAGCUCCUCUUGGGACUUCAUGGUCGGAGGAAAGGGACUGGGUGCGUAUGCGGAAUUACAAACCCGAGUCUGCUGUGUUGCCGGGUGGUACUGCUGCUUGAGAACCAUUGACGACAAGGGUACAUCGCGGUUUACCAACUGCUGUAGCUGACAGCUGAUAGAAUGAGAGAGGGCUACUCCUCAAUCUCCUGAACGACAGGUGGGAUCAAUAGUGGCAAUGCUGAUGUUUCUUCAUUUUGGAAUCAGAUGAAACGUGAGGACAAGCCAUACUGUCAAAACAAGCAUUGGUUCAGUCACGGCAUAAGAAUGGGAGAGGGCAUGAUUCGACGAUGUCUUACCUCAACGAUGUAAAUGUAUACAUUUCUGAUUCAUGUUACAUUAUGUAUAGUGUUUACAAAUAUUUUAGGCAUUUUGCAUUCAGCUACAAUGGCAAGGUUGAUAUUUUUAAGCCUUUUGCACCUGUUUUUUCAGCUACAAAUGAGAGGCCAUAGAAAAAUAUAACUGUAAAUAUCAUAAUUGUAAGUGUACAUACAUAGUGGUUGUAGUGUAUAUUACAUUGCAGUUGAGAUUUCCUGCUUUUGUUGACAUAGAAUUGACAAAUCUAUUCUUUUACCUGUUUUUCUUAUCCCUUCCUCAUGAAGCCUGAGGCAUUACAUGUAGGGCCUUGUACCCAGUUCACUAAGUCAUGUGUUAAUUCAGGGGCUUUAGGCAGAGACAAAUCACUGUUCUGCAGAUUUUAGUGCCAUUUUUUGCAACAGGAUCCUUAACUGAAGGGGGAUCUCUCCUUCAGAAUUAAGAAUGCGCACAACAAUAUGCCUGUUUGUGAUGUAAAGGCAGAUGGAUAGAGCCUGAAAAUUUCUUAGAAAAGCAAUUAAAGUAAGAGCUGAAAAUAUCCGUUCUGACCCCUGGUAACACACACGACACCACACUGUGUUCACUAUUCACAGUUCAGCACCAACACUGCAAUGUUUUUUCGGGGAAGCACUCUAAUUGUAUUUUGAAACAGUAGUAUGUCAGAUUAAACAUCUCACUUAUAACAACAGCCGUUCUACUUCUCGGAAUUUGUAACUACAGCAUCAUAAUCACAUUCUCAAAUAUUUAAGUGUACUGGUAUUUUUCAGUUAUAUAUACCUUCAGAAAUAUAUACCUUUAGCUAGCAGUUACAGCAUUUCACAGUGAUAUUGCUGUAUAGCUAUUGAUGUAGAAGGGCACAAAAUAUUUACUACCAUUUGCAAAACAAAUGGCAGAAUUAAUAACUAUCAGAGCAUUUGAUUUUUUUCCCAUUAUUGUCUCAUUAUAAUACAUUUUCAUAAGAACAGUAGGCUGUUGGCUCCCUGCUUUUUCACUGAAUCACGGGGCAGAUUUCAGUUAGUUUGCAAAUAGUUUCCUGUACUGAAUUCAAAUGAAAACCUGUGUCGUACCAAUUUGAUGUUUAAUUGCUGAGCCCAUCACAAAUUUGUUGAAAAGUUCAGCUCAGCGCUAUACCCCUCUCAAGGGAAUCACAACAAGGCCUUCCGGGAUGCGAAGCACUAGACAACCCUCGUACCAUUAACCAACAUACUACCUGUCAAUUCAAACCCAGCAUUAUGACUUCGUUGCAGUUCUAGCUCUAUGAAAUACGCAGUGCCAUGAAAUUGUAUCCUCACCAUCAGUCUUUCUCAGUGUUUUCCUUUUCAAACCUGAAAAUUAUGGUUUAUACAAAUAGUGGCUACAGAUAUAGUUACAUAAUGUGAAAUAUUUAUGUCACUGGCAUGUCAUUAAAAUCAACUCAUGCUUGAUUACUUAAAUAUAAAGCUACAAAACUCAUGUUUACACAGAACAGAAACAUUACAACAGUGAGAUGACCAGCGCCAGUGAAUUUACAGCGAUUUUCAGCGGCAUCAGUACUGCUUUGAGUUGUACCUUGCAGUGUAUCGCCACAGUUUUUCAGAUGAUGUUUAGUUGACAGCAGAGAUUACAGCUGCUCUCUGAUUAUGGUUUUCCACAAGGCCCAAGUCGUAACUCAGACAUGGCUGUACCGUACAAGUCCUCUGUCACAUUUCCAUGGGAAAGAAUGUUGAUCUGGAUUUCGUUCAAGUCUUUAAGACGGCGUCUCGGUGUGCGUGUGCGCGUAUAUAUCAUACACACAAGUUAAUAUAACUUAUUUACUUCAGGGGCUGCUUUGUCAACGAACUGGAUUUCAUUUACUUAGGCUUUUACUCAUUUUGUUUAUAAGCUUGUGACAACUAGUGGAGUCUCAUUCUCUGCAAAGGUCCGUCAGUCUUCACAUUGCCUUCCACCUCUAUUUGAAGUAAAGCAAACGCAGGACCAUCCUCCACCAGAUGCUCAGACCUUGCAUGUCUAUAUUUAUCUCUUUUGGUUGGUGUUCAACUUAUGUGUUCUUGUGCUGUUCCUGAGGAGGGAAACAUGUUGAUUUGGGAAAUGCGAAUGUAUUAUCCGUGUGAGCUCUGAAGUGUCGGGUUUUUGGUUGUCUGUUGAACAAAGUGUGUCCUUCGUUGUGGGAGAGCAUGCUAGGAAUGGGAGGACUGUGUGUACAGUGCACUUCCACAUGGUAUUACCAGUGUGUAUAAAAGUAUUUGCCAAAAACUAUUCCUGAUAUGACUUAAGAGAGAGAAGACAGACUAUGUGCAAUACUUAA
Messenger RNA from Scleropages formosus (Asian bonytongue), 5714 nucleotides. Its product is annotated as synaptic vesicle glycoprotein 2C-like. Gene Ontology annotation, molecular function: transmembrane transporter activity. The transcript has 14 exons. Gene Ontology annotation, biological process: transmembrane transport; chemical synaptic transmission. Bases 574 to 2763 code for a protein of 729 amino acids. Lineage: Eukaryota; Metazoa; Chordata; Actinopteri; Osteoglossiformes; Osteoglossidae. The record is from RefSeq and is a predicted model, not a curated record. Gene Ontology annotation, cellular component: synaptic vesicle membrane.